AGGCACUGGUGAACACAGCAGAGUUAUCUGAUUUAGACAGAACGUUCCCUGCAUGUCCGAGGUGACUCACAUGCUGCUGUGCCCGCGCCCUGCCAUGCCAUGUAGCCUGGGCUUGUUGGGAGCAGCAGAUGAGGCGAUAUCCUCCUCCUGGGCAUCUCCCGACUCCAUCCCCGCGCCACCCGGGCACCUCCGGCUCUCCACAUCACUGCAAUCCUAACCAUGAGACACAAGUAGGAGUUAGAGCCGUGCUAUUUGGGGUUUCGAUAAUCAUUCCGCUCCUUCUGAGCCCACACUCCGCUGUGGGUUUCUCCUGCAGCCUCCAGAAACCAGCACGAGGAGCUCGGUUGGCCUCGGGGUGACGAUAACCAGCCAACCACAAGACCGUUGCAAUGAGUUUUGUGGAAUAUGGCGAUACGAUCAAGGAUGGUGACACAGCUAUUGUGUUCUUGGGCCACGAAUCCAUGUUUCCUGUGAAGGUCCAGCACGGCGGCGUAACUCAGACUAAAUACGGGGUCAUCCGACAUUCCACGGAUCUCAUAGGCAAGAAGUACGGCUCCAAAGUGACCUGCAGUAAGGGAGGAUGGGUUUUUAUUCUUCAUCCAACUCCAGAACUGUGGACAGUGAAUCUUCCACACAGGACACAGAUCCUGUAUUCCACUGACAUCUCUGUAAUCACCAUGAUGUUAGAACUGAAGCCAGGCUCCAUAGUAUGUGAAUCAGGUACAGGCAGCGGAUCCCUGUCCCAUGCUCUCAUCAGGACAGUGGCUCCCACAGGGCACCUGUACACAGUGGAGUUCCACCAACAGAGGGCUGAGAAGGCCAAGGAGGAAUUUCGGGAGCAUGGAGUAGAGCAUCUGGUCACGGUGACCAACCAGGAUGUCUGCAAGAAUGGGUUUGGUGUCUCAGACAUUGCAGACGCUGUGUUCCUGGAUAUUCCAUCUCCAUGGGAAGCCAUUGGACAUGCAAAGUCAGCGUUAAAAGCUGAAGGUGGCCGCAUCUGCUCUUUCUCCCCCUGCAUCGAACAAGUCCAGAGGACCUGCCUAGCAAUGGAAGAGAACGGUUUUACAGAGAUUAACACCUUGGAAAUUCUGCUCCGAGUGUACAAUGUAAGGACAAUUAGCUUGCAAAUCCCCGACCUUGGAAAAGCAGCUGAGGAUAAUUCUAGCCCUGGCUUUGACAGCAGCAACCCAUCAACCCAAGGUAGCCCAGGCACUAAUCUGCAGCAAGGAACAGUGCAGUUCAAAAGCGGCGUGCCGCUGAGGGAGAUGGUGGGUCACACUGGGUACCUGACCUUUGCCACUAAGAGCCUCUUGUAGUACACUUCAACCUGGGGAAGUUCGGAGUGCUUUGUGUGUUUCUGUGCCUUCGCCGUUUUCAUGGUUCCUUUUUGUAGGGCAUCCAAAUUUUUCCUUGUCAGGGAAUUCCAUAUAUAGUCAGAUUUAGUUGGAAUAUGCUUUGUUUAAAUAGCACGCAAGCAUUAACCAGAGCAGCAUCAAGGGAAUGUUGGAACUCUGGAGCAGUGCUCCGCUUGCCGUCAAAGAGACAAAGUAAUAGCAAGUGGCCAUUCACUGGAAUGUGCGGGAUAGAGAUUCCUCCUGAUAAGAAAGUAGAACAGCACACUGAUCACAAACAAGAUGGACUUUUUUCCUCCUCUUUUCUGAAUGACUUCCCAGCUUUAUGCUUUUAUCACAGCACCGUGAGGAGCUUCUCUUGUUAAACUUCUCUGGUGUCUGUGUGUUGCUUUUAGGAAUGUGGAAGGGCUUCCUUGCUUCCCUUUGGAUAUGGAAGUUGCAGAGCCAUAUGGUUGCCUGCAUGGAGGGUCACAGUAUUAGAACUUCCUUGGAAUAGUGUUGAGCUGCACAGAGGGUUGUUGGCAGCACUCAGGAACACAGCCUCGUAUUCCAUUCUGGCAUCUGCAAAUCACUUGGAUUACACAGAGGUCGAAUAAACGUGCUGAUUGUUGGAUUUGGUCUAAUAUGAUAUUGCAAUAGGUUGAUAGUAGAAAAUCAGGCGUGGGUUUGUACUAUGAUCUUCUAAUAGGUCAUCUGCUAUCAGUGUUAUCAAAAUGCACUGAAUCAGCCUCAUUAAUAAAGUUUUUAGACCAUUUACUCUUCAGUACUCCAUAAAAGCUGGUGGGUGGGAUGAACUUUUUGAAUGCUGGAUUGUGUUUUAUUAUUUAAAGAGUAAAAUAAUUAAGAAAAAAAAUGUUGAAGUUUCUCUUUUUAUUUUAUGUCGGUUUUUUGGUCCCAGUUUCACAGUUAUUCCAGCCACUAGUAAUGCCUGGGGAUGUUUAGCUGUGCCUUGCAUUUGGCACCUUAUAUGUUGAUUGUACUAAAAACAGCCAGCCAUAACCUGCUGCCUGAGCAAUUGAACCUGAUAUCCCUCCCCCAAUCUUGACAGAAAUAAACAAAGCUAAGCUUUUAACGUGU
Molecule: messenger RNA, 2429 nt
Organism: Coturnix japonica (Japanese quail)
Lineage: Eukaryota; Metazoa; Chordata; Aves; Galliformes; Phasianidae
Source: RefSeq, a predicted model, not a curated record